Myripristis murdjan (pinecone soldierfish) is the source of this 6087-nucleotide messenger RNA. RefSeq names its product RAB11 family interacting protein 1 (class I) a (gene rab11fip1a). NCBI's taxonomy places the organism in Eukaryota, Metazoa, Chordata, Actinopteri, Holocentriformes, Holocentridae. Gene Ontology annotation, molecular function: small GTPase binding. Gene Ontology annotation, cellular component: intracellular membrane-bounded organelle. Gene Ontology annotation, biological process: regulated exocytosis. The record is from RefSeq and is a predicted model, not a curated record. Bases 393 to 4382 code for a protein of 1329 amino acids. The transcript is spliced from 6 exons.
UACUCCCCUCGAUAUAUCGUAGGUAAAACAAGAAAACAACGCUGUGAGGAGUACUAUACAUAGUACAGUACUACUCGUACUGUAGUGAUGUACUGUACACGGUACAUUUGCAGGUACUGAGUGAGUCAUCAAAGUGUCACUGUUUGUGGCUCGGAGGUAGCGUUACGUAGGGGGGUGUUUCAAGUAUUACGACAACAACCUGAGCAGUACCAGUGGCCACCGCGCUUCCUGAUCUGAAAUCAAGCUAACUUAGCUAGGUGACGGCUGUGUGGAGGACGCCGAAGGUGAAAAGAAAAGUUGAGGAAGCGGUUCUCUAACUAACAGCCCGGUCUAGCGAGCUGUUUUUGCUAGAUAAUUCGGAUUAAGUUGUGUUUAAAGUACGAGCUCUGGCGAUGUCUUUGGCCGAGCAAAGCCAGCAGUGGUUUCCCACCAGCGUACAGGUAACGGUGCACCAAGCCCGGAAUCUGCGCAUCAAGGGGAAGAAUGGCACCAACGACGCCUAUGCUAUCAUCCAGGUGGCUAAAGACAAGUUUUCUACCUCUGUUGCCGAGAAGUCUGUCGCUCCUGUCUGGAAAGAAGAGGCAUCGUUUGACCUGCCGCUAUUCCACCCGGGCAAUGCUGAGCGCUGUACACUGUAUAUCAUCGUAAUGCAUCGAGCACAGGUGGGACUGGACAAGUUCCUGGGCCAAGCGGUCGUCAAUUUACUGGACCUUCACGACAGCUCGUCCCGCAAAAAGACAGAUUGGUUCAAGCUGGUGGAUAAAACUGGAAAGGAAGACAAGGCCCGAGGAGAGGUGCUGCUAGACAUCCAGUUCUUGAGAAACAACUUGUCAGCUAGCAUGUUUGACCUUUCCAUGCAAGACAAACCGCGCUCACGCAUCUCAAAGCUGAAGGACAAAGUCCGUGGGAAAAAAAAGGAUGGAUUCUCUGACUCAGCUUCAGCUAUCGUGCCCUCUGUCAGCCAGGUCCUGACUGAUAGCGAGGGAGAGGCUGAUGCAAAAUCACUCUCUCAUUCUCCAGAGGUCAAAAAGAAAUCCAAGCUCAAAACCCUCUUUGCUCCCAAGUCAAACUUACAGCGUAACAUCUCUCAGUCCAUGUCUACCCUGGGCACUCUCCCUGAGAAGAAUUCAUCUCUCAGUGGGAGCCGCUCCUCUGGCCUCAAUGUGGACUCCCCUGAAGCAGGUAAAAAGAAAUUCAAAUUCCUGGGCCACAAGCGAACGAGCAGCACGGACAGCAAGGUGUCUCAAGGUCCUUUCUCUCUCUUGGGUCGCUCAAAGCAUAGCUCUAAUGACCUGAACAAUCUGUGCAUCAACGGCAGCCACGUGUAUGCAGAAGAGGCAGAGCCCAAGACUGGAUCUACUCUCAGCCUGAACAGCUCAGGCCAGGGCUCUGUGGAGGAUGUCCGCAGACACAACUCUGAUGUCUCUGCAGAUUCCCUGAAAGGCCUUUCAGUCCCUUCUUACAGACGCGAGUCUACAGACAGAGCUUUGCUGGAGCAACAGCGGCAUCAAGAGGAGGAAGAGAGAAGGCAGGCUGAAGAGAAACGUAGAGCAGAUGCAAAAAGGCUGGAAGAAGAGGAGAAAAGCAGGGCAGAGGCCAAGAGACUGCAGGAGGAAGAGGAACGCAAAUACCAGGAAGAGCAGGAAAGGAGGAGACGCUUCCUUGAGGAUGAAGCAAGGAGGAACAAACUGAAGGAAGAGGAGGAAGAGAGGAGGAAGCAAGAGGAAGAACGCAGGAUGUUGGAAGAAGCGGAGAAUCGGAGACUUGAAGAGGAGCGUCACAGACUAGAGGAGCAGCAGAGACAAGAGGAAGUGCAAAGAGCAGAGGAGCAGAAAAGACAGGAGGAGGCCUCCAUGAGUGACAGGCUCUCCUCUCUGUUUGGAAUGAUCAGAAAGAAGGAGGAGAAAAAGGAGGACGUGCAGCAGCAGAGUGGUAAUGGAGAGGAGCUACCCAGAGCAACCCCUCACCAUGUCUCAGAAGAUGUUGAGGUACCUAUCUCUCAUUCCACCAACCCAUUUGAGGAGAUUUCCCUCAGCUCAGAUCCCCAAAACUCCAGCGAUGAGCUCCCAGUGGAUCAUCAGAAACCUGUGCGAAACCCACAAACCCCCUCUGCUAUGGUCUUCCUCAACCGUACUGCAAAAGUGUCGGCAGUGAAACCAAGAUUGGCCGAAUCUCUGAAGCCUGCACACAGUGACUGUCAAACCCAUAGUCAGCAGUGUCCUCCUUCCCCAGCCACCUCUGAAUCCACCCUCUCUAGUGUCCCAUCGGAGUCCCCUGUUAUUUUCUCAGAGCUUCACUCAUCUCUGGCUCCCCCCAGAAUAAGGCACAGCUCCUCUGAGUCCCCACGUGGCAGUACAGAGAAUUUGUCCUCUGUGGGAUCUUCUCCGACCAUGUCUGAGACGAAGCGAAGAGCCCCCGUACCACCUAACUAUGCUGCACAUGGAUUCAACUCUGGAUUAUCCUCACACAUAGAAUCACCCUCAAGGAAUAGUGACCUUGUCACUAUCAGAGAGAUUGAGAACCCUGCAUAUGUUGAGGCAGAUGGAUCACAGAAUUACAAAAGACCAGCUCUACCACUUCCAGACUAUGAAAGCCUAUACCCCCAGAAGAGACAUGGAGUACAAGGGUAUACUCGAUGGGACCAUAUCAUUGCUGAGGUGAAUCAGAGACAGAGGGAUAACCCACCUCACACUCUUAGCCAAGAGAUGAGUGUGGAUGGCCCAGAGGAACCUGCACCUACUCGAAGGUCCUCUCUCAUGCAGGAGAGGCCUGCUGUGCACAGUCAUCAAACACAGCAUCAGGAAGCCAAACCUGUCUCGACAAAAAAGAUACCUGCCCCCCUUCCCCCUAAACCAGUAGCUACUACGCACCCUCAAUCAGUAGCAGCUUCCAACCAAAACCAAAGCCGAAGCUUUACACAGACUCAUUCAUUUGUAGAGAGGCCUAAUCGCUCUGCAGUUCAGAGAUCCGUGAACAGUACUACUUCAAGCAGUGAAGCUCAGUCAGUGAUGUCCAAAGAUGAAGGGAGGAAGGUGCUGCCCCCAUCUCAUGCAGCUACUGAUCACAUUCUGCCAACAGAAGCGCCCAGACCAACCAGCCAAACAAGUUGGGAUAAAACACCACCACCAAGUGACCAAAAAGAAGUGCUGGUUCUGACCAAAGAAGUACCUACAGCCAGACCCAGACAAAAGGCUCUAGGCAAAGAAUCAAUGAAGCAAGAAGAUCCUGAUGCAGCAGUAGUAGUUGCUACCCAAAACACAAAUAGUGACAAUCAAGCAUUACACAGUUUGGCUGUGAACAAUACAGACAAGAGGUUCAGGGAGGUAAAUGAGAAGGUUGCAGAGUUUGAUCCCUUCCCUAAUGCUGUGCUUCUAGCCAAAGACCCAUGGGCACAACUGGAGCAGAAUCAAGGAGUAGAUGAUUGUUUUACUGGCAAAGUACAGACAGAGAAGAAGCUCGAAGAUCAGGGAAUGACAGCAAAUGAUCUUGAUAAACUUUUUAUGCCAGAUCAUCCAAUAGAUCCUUUCUCUAGUUUAUAUGGCAGCGAUUCAGGUAGCCACCCUGAGCACAAGAAAAAAAACACAGACUCUAGUUAUCAAAGCCCUGCUUUCCAAAGAAAGAAUUCACAGCGGAGAAAGCAACUGCUUCUGUCUCUGGGUCACUCAGAUAACAAAGACACCAAGUCUCAUCAAGAACCGAAACCUAAAGAAGAAACAACCUUAACAACAGCUAAUCACAGCCUCUCAUCCAAAGAAGUUUGGACUGAGUCCAUUACCAGUCCAUCCUUUACACAACAUCCUCAAAUUGAUGUGAAAACACAAAGAACUCUUGAUGGAGGAGAAAGGGUGGAAACUCAGUUUAAGGAAGACCCAUUUGGAGCUGAUCCUUUCAUUGUGCCCUCAUCUUCCCCUAGUCAGACUACCACAGAGCCCCUUCGUGUAGCUAUGGAGGAGUCAGCAUCACAAGCAGGAGGUUUGUCAGGGGGAAAGACUCCUUUGCGAGCCUGGGUCUUGCCCUCUGACCUCAAUGCACAGAAUAGCAAUGGAGGUGGGCUGGCCUCAUUGUCCCGCAGGCCUCAUCCUGUGAAGCCCAUGAGCUCAGUUGAGAACCAGCAUCCCACCAGCAGCCCUGCUGUGAGAGAGAUAAAGGCCUAUGAUGGUACAACAGGGAAAACAAAGCAGGCAGAUUCGGGGGAAAGUGGACCCUACACUCAGCUUACGCAGGAGGAGCUGAUCACACUAGUGGUGAAGCAGCAAACGGAGCUGUCCAAGAAGGAUGCCAAGAUCGUUGAGCUGGAGGACUACAUAGACAACCUUCUGGUUCGAGUCAUAGAGGAGAAACCCAGCAUCCUGCUCACCCUGAGCUCUGGCAAGCCAGUGUGAGGUAAAGAAGCUGGGAACAAUAAAGUUUCACUGAAGCUCCCAGUGAAGUUUCUUCUGUGCUUUUGUAUUGUUGUCACUGUGUGCUGAGAAACACAAUCUCUACAAAGGCCUUAUUUCCUUAGAGUAUAUGCACUUUUUCAGUUUUUUUUUUUCAGUGCUAUAAAGUUGUCUUUGAAGUUAUGAAUAAAUUGAAGUAACAUCAUGACAAACUACUAAAACUAUUUAGACAAGCAUCUGGCAAUUGUUUUGACACUAAGGUACUGGAAUUUGCUUUCAAAAUACUUGCUUCAUGAUAGCAUAUUCUGCAUCUUGAUUUUUAAACUUGAUGAAAGAUUGUUUGACCUUAUAUAUAUUUGUGAUGCAGAGAAUAACAGGAAUUAUUAUCUCCAUGUUGGCUAUACACUGGCCUUUGUCUUAAUUUAUUGCUCUCUACUGAUCAAAUACCUUAUACCAUUCCAAAUGUUUGCACCAUUUGAGGUCUGAAAUGUAGCAUUUCCUUGUAGGAUUGAAUUUGCAGUCAGUUGUUUAUUUUACUGGCCUAAUAUUUCUGUGUACCAAGAGUACUUUUCUGACUGCUUACCAUGAAUUAUGACUUAAUCACGUAACUCAUCAAGUGAGUAAAGAUUAAGAUUGUUUGUGGUACAGGUGUGCAUAGCUGGAAUGAAAGCUCAUGUUGCUCGAUAUCAGUUUUCCAUCCAACACUGAAGUCUUACAUUUUUUAUUUGUUUUGUCAAGGCUUUUGACAAAUGUGUCCAGAAAUAGUUUUUACCAUACAAUAUUCAACAUUCCUCCCCCAUUUUACUUACAUCAAUUGAACAUCACCUAUUCUUCCAAUAUUUUAAGUACAUUCUCCUAUUUCUGCUUUAAAGAUGUAUGAAUUAGAAAACCAGCAAUAAAUAAGCGCAGCCGUCAUUUAGUUUUCUACUGUACACACUUUGAAUUUAUGAAAGUGGUGUAGAAAUGACACUAUUCUAGAGAGACACUGAUUCAUGUGGUUCCAUGGUGCCCACUACUGUUGGUUAUUCCCUGUGAGCACAAUCUUUUUUCUACUUAAAAAAUAUUCAUGCAGCUCCCAAGCGUACAUACUUAUGUGAAAUAUUUAUACAAGUUCAAAUAGUACAGAGUCAUGAAUGAAAUGAUCUUCUAAUAUGAAUGUGAGGUUUUAAGCAUUAUGAAUGUAGUUUUAUGUUUAAAAACAAGGGGAAAAAAUAAGAGAAUCAAUGCCUUGUGAUUAAUUACAUCAAUAUAGCCUUAUAAUCCAGCCUUUAUCUUUGAAUGUAAUUUUACUACACUAAUGAACAGAUCAUGCAACUAUGCCUUUACAUUGUGUAAUGUAAUGUCAUAGCAAUAAUUACAGCAAUAUUAAUGUUUAGAAUGCUCUGACCUGUGCCUUGUAAAACUCUAAUUCCAAGAUUGUCAAUUUUGUCAUGACUGUUAAGUCUGAUCCGCUGGACAUUUGUAGGCUACCUCUUUUCUUUUGCUGGAGUGAGAGCUCAGAGAAUGUGCUGAAUGUAAAGUUCGAUGCAUUAUGUGACACAAAACCAACAGUAGAUGUAAAACGUCUCAAAGAAAUAUUGCAUUGCAAACUGUGCUUGUAAUUGAAAUAAAAAGACACUCACCAAACUGUUUGUGUCUGUUACAUAUUAAUCAUGUUUUUGUUUUUUGUUUUUCACAUAUAACCACAAUAAAGACUUGAGUAGAUGGA